AUGGCAGCUGUUGUUAUUUUUUUUCAAUACUUGUGGGAAGUAUUGAAACAUAAAUAUUUUAUCAUUGUGGCCGGUAUUCGAAUAAAUCGUUUGCUUCGUUCAACGUCAUAUCAAGUCUCGUACAAACGACUUCUUCUUCAUGAUUUAUCCAAAUUAGGACCAGCCGAAUUUUGGCCCUAUGCGGAACAUUUUUGUGGAAAGAAAGGCGUCAAUCAAAAGAACGAUAAUGCAUUUGAUGUCGCUUGGUUACAUCAUGUAGCUCAUAAUGAUCAUCAUUACGAACACUUUAUUUCAAAUUAUUCACAAAUAGCUAAACGAGUACGGAAUGAUUUAGAAUUAGCUCAAAAUUUCGUAGGAGAAAUGCCUGACGAUGCUCUUCUGGAAAUGGUUGUUGACAAUGUGGCUGCUACUCGAUCGUACGAAGGAUAUUGGCCUAGUGGAACAAAAAAAGACGGAUGGAUAUGGAUGACGAAGUACUUCGAUCAUUAUGUUCUUCAUCAAAGAACUCGUAUCAAAUUUGGCGCUCUCCUUUGUGCUCUCGGUUAUGCUCAAGUGUUACCAAAUGAAUUCGAUUGGACACAAAUUUACCGAUCAGAUAUUACCUCUGAUGAUAGAAUGAAGCUUGCGCAACUCGAGACACUGGCAAAAAAAAUGGUACUCAUGGACUUUCUCAAAAGAAACGAUAAAGAGGCGGAUUCAUGA
This is a messenger RNA of Rotaria sp. Silwood1, 702 nucleotides long. The record is from the annotation of a GenBank genome assembly. Lineage: Eukaryota; Metazoa; Rotifera; Eurotatoria; Philodinida; Philodinidae.